AUGGCCACUUCCAAAGGAUCGCGUCGCCCAGCCUCAAACCCCGUGCAAUCAUUCUGGAACGCGGAUCCCAAGAGCCUUGAUGACUAUCAAAGUACCCCUGAACUUCCCCCUACGGCUGACAUUGUUAUCAUUGGGGCGGGGCUGUCCGGAGUUGCUACGGCCUACUUCAUUCUGAAGGACAAUCCUGACCCUCCUUCUAUCCUGCUGCUUGAAGCAAGACAGAUCUGCUCUGGUGCGACCGGCCGCAAUGGUGGGCAUGUGAAGCCUGACACAUACUCCGACAUACCUAAGUAUGCAAAGCUUUUUGGCUUAGAAGCAGCUUCCCAACUGGCUGAGUUCGAAGCGUCGCAUGUUCACGCUGUCAAGGAACUGGUUGAGACAGAAAACCUAGACUGCGACUUUCACAUGACCCGAGCGCUUGACGUUUAUUUGGAUGAAGCCCACGCAAAUGAAGUUCAAUCCACAUACAAAUCACUUUACAAACUUGGCACUAUCAAUGUACGCGACGUCACCGUGACUUCAGGGAAAGAUGCGGAACGGGUGAGUACCGGUUGCCUUCGGCCAUAUGAGCUGUAUGGAGUUUCUGUGGCUAAUAUCAUAUAUGAUGCAAAGAUAUCCGGAGUCAAAAACGCGAAAUGCUGUGUGUCUUAUACUGCAGCUCAUCUCUGGCCAUCCAAGCUUGUACACCAGCUACUUGGAAAGCUAGUCAAUCAAGGACUGAACCUCCAGGCUCACACAGCCGUCUCAUCGGUAUCACCUACUCAAGAUAAAAAGUAUCCGCAUUCAGUCAUUACUCCGCGUGGAAGUAUUCUAGCAACAAAGGUGGUGCAUGCGACCAAUGCUUAUGCAUCAUCAAUUUUGCCAGAGUACACGAAUGCCAUCACACCAGUUCGAGGGAUCUGCUGUCACAUUGAAAGUCCCCAAGGCACCAACACGCCUCAUUUGGUCAACACAUAUGGAAUUCGAUUCGACAAAGUGAACAACGAUUACCUGAUUCCUCGUGCAGAUGGAAGUAUCAUUGUUGGCGGGGCUAGACAAGCUUUCUGGCACCAUAAGCAUCAAUGGUUUGACAACGUUCAAGACAAUGAAAUAAUUGAAGAGGCAGUUCCGUAUUUCUCUGGCUAUAUGCAACGCCAUUUUCGAGGAUGGGAGGGAAGCCAAAUGAAAACCGAGAGCAUCUGGACAGGAAUCUUAGGCUACAGCUUUGACUUUAUGCCCCAUGUUGGCAAAGUACCAGGGAGGUCUGGUCAUUUUAUUAUUGCUGGAUUUACAGGAUAUGGAAUGCCUAAGAUUCUCCUUUCUAGCAAAGGCCUAGCUGCCAUGGUGCUUGAUGGGGUUUCAUUUCAACAGACAGGAUUGCCAGGGCCAUUUCAAACCACCACACAAAGAAAUGAGUCUAAGAGCAACCCCAUGAAGGACUCAUUCAGCUCAGUAUGGACGAAUAGCGCAAAUUUGUAG
Penicillium crustosum is the source of this 1458-nucleotide messenger RNA. RefSeq names its product NAD(P)/FAD-dependent oxidoreductase. Lineage: Eukaryota; Fungi; Ascomycota; Eurotiomycetes; Eurotiales; Aspergillaceae. Gene Ontology annotation, cellular component: cytoplasm. The record is from RefSeq and is a predicted model, not a curated record. The transcript has 2 exons. Gene Ontology annotation, molecular function: oxidoreductase activity. Bases 1 to 1458 code for a protein of 485 amino acids.